This is a messenger RNA of Vicugna pacos (alpaca), 3199 nucleotides long. RefSeq names its product protein O-mannosyltransferase 1 (gene POMT1). Gene Ontology annotation, biological process: protein O-linked glycosylation. The record is from RefSeq and is a predicted model, not a curated record. Gene Ontology annotation, molecular function: mannosyltransferase activity. NCBI's taxonomy places the organism in Eukaryota, Metazoa, Chordata, Mammalia, Artiodactyla, Camelidae. Gene Ontology annotation, cellular component: membrane.
GGGGCAGCUGUGCCCGGCGAGAAAGGGGCGGCGCCCAGGGGCAGAUGAAACCUUUGGGAAGGAUAGCGGCCCGGGACAAGUGCAGCCUGUGAGAGAAAGGCAGUGCCUCCCAGGGCAGAUCACAUCUCUGGAGAGAAGAGGGGUGCUCAGGGCAGAUGAAGCUGCAGGGAGAAACAUCCAGGACAUAUGUAGCCGUAAGGAUGGAAGCGCACUGCUAGAGACCAGAUGCAGAAAAGAGAAACAGGGUGCCGGAGGCAGAUAAGAGAAGUGGAGCCCAAGGGAGGAUGAAGCCUCGGGAAGGAAACAGGUUGCCGGUUGCACAUGCGCCCUCAGGAGCAUCCUCCCACGCCUGCUUUUUUGCAAGAUGGGAUUUCUGCAGCGCCCUGUGGUGGUGACAGCUGACAUCAACUUGAAUGUUGUGGCUCUGACUGCGGUCGGGUUACUGAGCCGGCUGUGGCAACUUGCCUAUCCACGGGCUGUGGUUUUUGAUGAGGUGUAUUAUGGGCAGUACAUCUCUUUUUACAUGAAGCGGAUCUUCUUCUUGGACGGCAGUGGACCGCCGUUUGGCCACAUGCUGCUGGCCUUGGGAGGUUAUAUAGGAGGAUUCGAUGGUAACUUUUUGUGGAACAGAAUUGGAGCAGAAUACAGCAGCAACGUGCCCGUGUGGUGUCUGCGCCUGCUGCCGGCCCUCGCAGGGGCCCUGUCGGUCCCCAUGGCUUACCAGAUCGUGUGGGAGCUGGGCUUCUCUCCCUGUGCCGCCAUGGGGGCCGCUCUGCUGGUGCUGAUCGAGAACGCUCUGGUCACUCAGUCACGGCUGAUGCUUUUGGAGUCAGUGCUGAUAUUUUUUGAUCUAUUGGCCGUGCUGUCUUACCUGAAGUUCUUCAACUCCCAGAAAUACAGGCCCUUCUCCCUGAGCUGGUGGUUUUGGCUGACGUUGACGGGCGUGGCCUGCUCCUGUGCAGUUGGCGUCAAAUACGUGGGUGUGUUCACCUACCUGCUCGUGCUCGGAGUUGCCGCCGUCCACACCUGGCACCUGAUAGGAGACCAGACGCUGUCAAACGUCUGUGUGCUCUGCCACCUGCUGGCCCGAGCUGUGGCUCUGCUGCUCAUCCCAGCCGCCACGUACCUGCUGUUCUUCUACGUCCACCUGGCCCUGCUCUGCCGUUCUGGGCCCCACGACCAAAUCAUGUCCAGUGCUUUCCAGGCCAGCUUGGAGGGGGGCCUGGCACGCAUCACACAAGGCCAACCACUGGAGGUGGCCUACGGCUCCCAGGUCACUCUGAAGAACGCCUUUGGCAAACCCGUGCCCUGCUGGCUUCAUUCCCACCAGAGCACCUACCCCGUGAUCUAUGAGAGUGGCCGAGGCAGCUCCCACCAGCAGCAGGUGACCUGUUACCCCUUCAAGGACGUCAAUAACUGGUGGAUUAUAAAGGACCCCGGGAGGCACCAGCUGGUGGUGAACAAUCCUCCAAGGCCCGUGCGGCACGGCGACAUCGUGCAGCUGGUGCACGGCAUGACCACCCGCUUCCUCAACACGCAUGACGUGGCGGCCCCCCUGAGCCCCCACUCGCAGGAGGUCUCCUGCUACGUCGACUACAACAUCUCCAUGCCCGCCCAGAACCUCUGGAGACUGGACAUUGUGAACCGGGAGUCGGACGCAGAGGUCUGGAAGACCAUCCUGUCCGAGGUCCGCUUCGUGCAUGUGAACACCUCGGCCAUCCUGAAGCUGAGCGGGGCGCACCUCCCAGAUUGGGGCUUUCGGCAGCUGGAGGUGGUCGGGGAGAAGCUGUCCCGGGGCUACCACGAGAGCACCGUGUGGAAUGUGGAGGAACAUCGCUACGGCAAGAGCCAGGAGCAGAAGGAGCGGGAGCUGGAGCUGCACUCACCGACAGAGAGCGACAUCAGCAGGAACCUGAGCUUCAUGGCCAGGUUCUCGGAGCUGCAGUGGAGAAUGCUGACGGUGAGAAGUGAUGACUCAGAACACAAGUACAGCUCUACGCCCCUGGACUGGGUCAUGCUGGACACCAACAUCGCUUACUGGCUGCACCCCAGGACCAGUGCCCAGAUCCACCUGCUUGGGAACGUCGUGAUCUGGGCUUCGGCCAGCCUCGCCACCAUGGUGUACGCCCUGCUCUUCCUCUGGUACCUGCUCAGACGCCGAAGGAAAGUCUACGACCUCCCUGAGGAUUCCUGGCUGCGCUGGGUGCUGGCUGGGGCGCUGUGUGCCGGGGGCUGGGCCGUGAACUACCUCCCCUUCUUCCUGAUGGAGAAGACGCUCUUCCUGUACCACUACCUGCCCGCGCUCACCUUCCAGAUCCUGCUGCUCCCCGUGGUCUUCGAGCACAUCAGCGACCACCUGUGCAGGUCCCAGCUUCAGAGGAGCCUCUUCGGCGCGCUGGUUGUGGCCUGGUUCGCCUCCGCCUGUCAUGUGUCGAACACACUGCGUCCCCUAACCUAUGGGGACAGGUCACUCUCACCCAGUGAACUCAAGGCCCUCCGCUGGAAAGACAGCUGGGACAUCUUGAUCCGAAAACACUAGCAGUUCAGGAGCAUGGUGAACGGCAGGGCCGGGUCGGGCCAAGGUAGAAGCCUCUUUUAGGAGCGUGUGUUUCUGACCAGCAGACUGGCUCUCAGUGUGGUGGGGACUCUGGCUCGACAAGGACUCCUUUCUGGUUUUGUCCCUGGAACGGUCCCCUGACUACCACAUCAUUUUGAGCAAAGUCUACUUUUCCCAGGCCACAAAGAACAUGCUCUCCCUCCACUGACUCCUAAGAGCCUCCUGAACUGAGUGUGGAGUGGCCAGCGUAGGACUCGGGGAUGGUGGAGAAGAGGCAGGAAGGGAGUGAGUUAGGUCAAUCCAGACAGGGCCCCGGUCCUGCUGACAGAGGCCAGUGAUGGGAUUUGGCUGACGGGCCUGGUCCUGCUCCCCCAGAGCCCCUGUCCCCAGCCAGGCCUUGAGGAAUCACCCUCACGCUUCAGUGCCAGAGAAGCUACUGGGGUGACAGCCCUGGUGAGGUGGUCAUGGGACACUGGGUGUGACUCCUCACUGUCACUGACUCUUAGAACCCCCUGCCCUGAGAUUCUGCCGAGAGGUAUGUGAGCGAGUAGUGCCUUUAACCGCCAAGGUUUGUCAUCUGUACACUUCCUUGUCCUGAAUUCACCCUUUUUUAUGUAAUUAAAAAGGGACAAACGGGCAUUC